GCAAGCAUCGCGAAUUUGUGGCGAGUAACAUUUGGUGUAGUGUAAUUAUUUAGUCAUGAUACGGAUUGAGACCGACGAAAUACUUUUGAUCGAAAGCAAUUCAAAAAUAGCUUCCAGUGCUUCGCUAAAUUUAAAAUUUUAAAGCUGUUUAGUUAGUGUGGGAAAGUAGCGAAAAUAAUUUGUGAUAAGAAAUUGUGCAGAAAAAAAUUGUGACCGAAUGUACAUAUGUAUAUCGAAAACAAUUAUUAACGGGAUAUACAUAAAUACAUAGGUACAUAGGUACAUAUGUAUGUAUGUACAUACAGAAGUGUUUUUGUGUAAGCUAAUCCAACUGCCCCUAGCAAAGUCAGUGUUGCUCUGGUUUUAUUAAGGGUUUAAUAAAAUCAAAUAAUCAAACUAAAAUGAACAAAAAUGAGCAUUCUCCCGGAACAUGUUCUACCCCGCAAGAAAUACUUAGCACGCACACAAACAGAGUUUGCUAUUCGCCACAGAAUCGAUUGGUCCCUUGGAGUCAGCAUUCAACGGUGAAUUCGGCUGUAUGCGCUGAGCAGGCCGGAUCCAUGGCAACUGCGCGUUCGAAAAAUCAAAACUUAGGCUUGAUCUGUGUGGUCUGUGGAGAUACCAGCUCUGGAAAACACUAUGGGAUUUUAGCCUGCAAUGGUUGUUCAGGAUUUUUCAAAAGAAGCGUUCGCCGGAAACUCAUCUACAGAUGCCAGGCCGGAACUGGACGGUGCAUUGUUGACAAAGCCCACAGAAAUCAGUGUCAGGCGUGCCGCCUUAAAAAGUGCCUUCAAAUGGGAAUGAAUAAGGAUGCGGUGCAAAAUGAGCGACAGCCGCGAAACACAGCUACUAUUCGUCCUGAGACGCUGCGGGAGAUGGAACACGGACGAGCUUUGCGGGAAGCGGCCGUUGCUGUAGGAGUGUUUGGACCACCCGUGUUAUUGUCUCCACCUUGCUAUGGUUCUGGGCUGUUACCACCUCCUACGAUUUCCGGUAUUCCCACAAAUCGUCGACUACAUCACAAUCACAUUUCGAAGGCCAUACAACUUUCGUCAAAUGUAUCACACGCAGGCAGCUUUUCUGUUUUUAAUAAUAAUCUACAAUUUUCAAAAGAGAAUUCCUAUACUACGUCAAUGGAUCUCUCGAAUGGAACAGUCUCUGUGUCUACGAACUCAAGUAGUACGAAUUCUAUAGAUCCGAGUUCCCCCAUAUCAGAUGCAGAUAAGAAUCCUGUGGGAGGAAGUGUUUCGUCCAUAAGCUCGAGCAGUUCUGUCCAUGCUAACGAUAAUGAUGAUGACUCCAUUGAUGUUACCAAUGAUGAGGAGCCCCUUCGAAGCGAGAAAGGCGAAUGCCAUUUUACAAUACCAACGUUUGUACCGCAAAACUUGUACGUUCAGCCACAUGAAACUGUUUAUGAAACAAGUGCGCGUUUGCUUUUUAUGGCGGUAAAAUGGGCAAAGAAUUUGCCAAGUUUUGCAAGUUUGUCAUUCCGCGACCAGAUGAGGCGAAAAACGAGUCAAAUGGAGACUACUUUAAGUUUAUGCUGGGGAUGA
This is a messenger RNA of Rhagoletis pomonella (apple maggot), 1553 nucleotides long. RefSeq names its product photoreceptor-specific nuclear receptor (gene Hr51). The coding region runs from base 402 to 1553 and encodes 383 amino acids. Gene Ontology annotation, molecular function: nuclear receptor activity; RNA polymerase II cis-regulatory region sequence-specific DNA binding; zinc ion binding. Gene Ontology annotation, biological process: cell differentiation; anatomical structure development; positive regulation of transcription by RNA polymerase II. The record is from RefSeq and is a predicted model, not a curated record. The transcript has 9 exons. NCBI's taxonomy places the organism in Eukaryota, Metazoa, Arthropoda, Insecta, Diptera, Tephritidae.